This is a messenger RNA of Phytomonas sp. Hart1, 419 nucleotides long. NCBI's taxonomy places the organism in Eukaryota, Euglenozoa, Kinetoplastea, Trypanosomatida, Trypanosomatidae. The record is from the annotation of a GenBank genome assembly.
AAACACGUGUAGGGCAUCGUCACCAAAACAAAGGAAUCCAUUUCGUUCGGUAUUUUUAAGAGCUAAGAUAUAGAUAAAGAGAUAGUGGGACAAAAAUACCUUAAACGCACACAAAAAUGGAAGCAAUAUUGGAUGACAGUCAGCCUCCUGUGUCCACAACAAACGAACCUCUAAAGUCACCAAGUAAAAAAAACAAAAAAGUAAACGUGAGCACCGCUCCAAGCGACAUUCUAACAAACAUCUUAAUUCUACUACAGAACCUACUCCCCUUUCCACUGCAGCUAAAAGAGAAAAUGUGUCAAACCAAGACGUCGAAAAUUGGGCAGCCAACCACGAACGUAUCGAGCAGCUAUGCUUGGUCUUUCCAAACAACGUCUGCGGUGAUUGCAAUGAGAAUGGUACGCAGUGGGCCUCAGUAA